This is a messenger RNA of Macadamia integrifolia, 1179 nucleotides long. RefSeq lists its product as uncharacterized. Lineage: Eukaryota; Viridiplantae; Streptophyta; Magnoliopsida; Proteales; Proteaceae. The transcript has a single exon. The coding region runs from base 105 to 677 and encodes 190 amino acids. The record is from RefSeq and is a predicted model, not a curated record.
AACAUCGCUAAUAGGCCAUAGCCUAUCUGUUCUUAUUCCCCAGAGGGCUUGAGAGAGAGAGAGAGAGAGAGAGAGUAGAAUUGGGUCCAAGAGGGCCAACGAUCAUGGCGGAAGACUAUGAGCAGCACUCAAUGGUCACGAAAGAGACAGCAAUACAAGCCCUAAACACCGUCAUACAGCUCCAUUUCGAGAAAACCCUUGAGAAGAAAAGGGCUGUGGAUCAGCAAAAGAAGGAGCUUUGGAGGCUCUUCCAGCUUUUCUUUCUCUUCCUGGCUCUGCUUUUGGGUGCCCAAGUCCAGUCUCCCAGGCUACAAUGCCGGCAUUGUUGGGUCCCCAUCGGACUCCUCUCCCUGAGCCACCUAAUCUUCUACGUCUCCGUAGCUCAAACUCUCCGCUGUAUCAAUGGCUUCAAAUACCAGAGGCGUUGCCAUAAGCUGACGCUAGCCCUAGCCACCGAACGCCUCAGGCAUCUCAAGAUUAGGGCAGGAGCAGAGGCCGGAGCUGCCGCCGGAGAAAUGGGCCUUGGAGAGGACGCGUACGAGUUGGAGAUACACUACCAGGAACCACCGGAGAGUUAUUUCGCUAAGUUCAAGAGGAACUGGGCUUUGCACUUUGGCUUCUUGAUCCUUAUCUACGCUUUCAUGGUUUCUUCCUCUGUUGUCCUCCUCUGUUUCUAGACCCACAAAUUUCUCCGUCUGCUACUUAAUGGGUUCUGUAAUAGUUCUAGAUGGACUAGUUUCUGGCUCAUGAUUUGAGGUCAUGGUAGUGGUGGCUAGCCUGCCUGCGGCGGCGGCGGCGGCGGUGGUGGUGGUGGUGACGGGUGGGAGCGGUCAAGUGGGAUCUGUAAAGUGGGUAACGGCUAAUUACUGAUGUUCCAUACGUUUUCGUGUCAAUAGAUAGAAAUGGCGAUGUGGGCACUGUGAGGUUAGAAUCUCGAGAGAAGUAAACUGCUUGGUCCUCCUGACUCCUGAUUGUUGAAGAAUAGUUUUUAGUUUUUAGUUUUGAGUUUUGAGUUUUGAGUUUUGAGUUUUGAGAUUAGAGAUUAGAUUGACCGUUGAGCUUUUUUAAAUGCCUGAUUUCUUGGAAGGAAGCAAUUAUUUGUCUUCCCCCUCUUUUUAUUUUUACCAUAACUAUUAUCUAUCAUUUUUUAUUCAUAGUUAGACAAUAAGGUUUUUAACA